This is a messenger RNA of Colletotrichum chrysophilum, 1587 nucleotides long. RefSeq lists its product as uncharacterized. The record is from RefSeq and is a predicted model, not a curated record. Lineage: Eukaryota; Fungi; Ascomycota; Sordariomycetes; Glomerellales; Glomerellaceae. The transcript has a single exon. Bases 1 to 1587 code for a protein of 528 amino acids.
AUGGCUCCCGGAAAGAAGUCCAAAUCCUCUUCCUCUGAGAAGAAAAGAUUCGUCACAUCUGGCUCGUCCAAGUCCGCUCCUACCGGUUCCUCCAAGUCGAAGAGCAAGGCAUCGAAGGGGAAGGAACGAGCCUCUGCUGAGAAAACCCCCAAGCGUCAAAUACCUGAUGCGGUUCUCAAGUAUGCCCAAAAGCGCGGCUUCGAGCUCGCCGAGACGGACAGCGACGACGAUGGCAUGCGAAAGUCCCCUCAAAAGCGCAGGAAGGCCAACAAGAAGAAGACCUGGGAUGACUUCACGGAGCGUGAGAUGCCGAUUCCUCGAGACUAUGGCGCAGCAUUUGCGGCCAAGUCAACGGCUCAUUACACCUGGGGUGCCCCGAUGACUUUCACCCCGCCUCCUUUCAAAGCCCCUGAGCCCAAGAAAGCUGUUGCUGCAACGAUUGCCAAGGGCAAAGGAAAGGGCAAGAAGAAGGCCAAAGGCGCAACGCCAUUUCUGGAUGAGAGCGACGAUGAUGAUAUCUACGGUCCUCCCAGUCCGGAUCCAACUCCAACCAAGCUGAAGCAUGGUUCAGUCAUUGAUCUCACUGAUCAAGACAUGCCAACGGGCAAGAUCUGGUUCAUGAAACUCCCUCCCGAGAUCAGGGAUAGAAUUUACGGGUUUGUUCUCGUGGCCGACAACCCCGUACAAGUCCGACAGGGCUGGUCCACGCUCUAUCCCAGAAACCGCCCUUGUCUCGAUACCGCCAUCCUUCGUACCUCCCACGAAAUCUGGAAAGAGGCCAUCGACAUCUUCUACGGCGGGAACAAGUUCCUCUACCUCCUCAGAGAGACGGCGCCGGCUAGGGUCUCCGAGGUUGGCGACGGAGAGGACGAGAUCGUGGUGCAGCACCCUCUCGCGCCCAUGGAGGAGUACUCUUCCGACUACGACGCCGACUACGACGACGAGUACAACGACGACAUUCCCCUCCCAGGCGCAUCCAAGAACCCGCACGUCGAGAUAGACAUCCACCGGUACGGCCACAAGUUCCGGCGCAUCAAGAUCCUCGCCGAGCCCAACCGCACCGAGAAGGGCUACCUCCUGAGCAUGGCCAACGCCAUCUCCGUCUUCCGCAACCUCAAGCCGAUCAAGUGCCGCAUCCACACCAUCGAGAUCGAGAUCACGCCCUCGCGCGACCGCGAGACCGGCGAUCUCACCUUCCUCAACUUCUUCGAGAAGACGUCCGAGGUGAUGAAGGCGCUGCGCGGUCUGCCCUGCCAGUUUAUCGAGAUCAUCGUCAACAUCUCGGACAGGCAGGAGCAGAAGCGCAUCCGGGUCAACAUGAAGUACGCUGCGAAAGUGCGACGUGCCCGCCGCGGCGAGGAUGACCCGUGGAAGGGCGAUCUGCAGAUGGAGAACUACAGGAUCAAUGCGGCCGGCGAGGCACAAGCGCAGCUGGACAAUAUCCCUGCGUCUAUUCGAGCUUUUUGGGACGGCCCCAAGGAUAAGAACAAGGCUCAAGGCCCGGCAAUGCUGGGCGAAGGGGAUGAAGACGACGAUGACGAAGAAGAUGAGGAUGACGAUAUGCUCUGGGGACAGGACUAUGACUGA